UUUCGCGAUUUGAUUCUUCCGAAAAGCACAUCGUCGUCCGUCACAGCUGUCGCCGUCGUCGUCGUUGUCGUCCUCCAUUCAAAAUUCGGAUUCAUGACUCGUCUCACGUUCACCCAAAGUCUCAAACUCCAACUAAAAACGUAAACGCAUUGUUUGGCAAUUGAAAUUUGAAAAUCGAUAGUUUUCAUCUGUGUGUUUUGUCGUGUUUACAUUUUGAGAAUUUUCCUUUUUUGGUUAAGUCUCGUCGUUUCGUCAGAACGAAAACGAACUCAAAACGCACCGGAUUCGGCAAACUGUUGUAUAACUUGGAAAAUACAAAGUAACAACAUCGUGAUCCAAAUCUACCAAAGAUAGAAAAACAAACAGUCAUGGGAACCUUCUAUGAAUCACGCACUGUAUUCGAUUACAGCUGGAAGCAAGUUGUUCAAGCUUAUUGGAAUAGAUAUCCAAAUCCAUCAAGUUCACAUGUUUUAACAGAAGACACUGUGUCUCGAGAGGUACGCGAUGGCAAACUCUAUUCAAGACGACUUCUCUCGAAGACGAAUCCAGUGCCACGAUGGGGAGAACGAUUUGUCAAUACAAAUUCUGUGAAAAUCGUCGAAGAUUCAAUUCUGGAUUUGAAGAAGAAGUCACUCGUUACAUUUACAAGAAAUAUUGGAUUUAAAAAAAUUAUGCGUGUCGACGAACGCGUUGAAUACCUCGAACAAAAAGAUGGCACCACAAUCGCCAUUCGCACAGCAUUCAUCAGUUCGCAAGUAUUUGGGUUUUCGCGUGCGAUUCGUGCAUUUGGCGUGGAACGUUUCAAAUCGAAUUGCAGCAAAGCAUCAAUGGGUUUCAAUCAUGUGCUGCGGAAUAUGUUCCCCUCAGCCCAUCUUCAUGCCAUCGAAGCAGCAAACAAAGUCAAAGAAAUUGCUCCAACAAAUCAGCAAACAACAACGACAGUAGCCCAACAAGCUUCUAGCAAAGCGGAAAAAAUCAAACGAGCUAGUCGAGCUACUUAUGAAUUUGUUAAGAAUCAGGCUGGCAAAGUUGGUCAAAUGUUCUCGGUGAAGAACUGAGGUCCAGUGGAAGAUUAAAAGAUAAUAAUCAUAGAAAAAGCACGUCAAAGUCAACGUCAUUGAGAUUGACUGGCUUUUAUAAUUUUAUUAUAAUUUAGUCCGUAGUCACUAAAACAAAAAACAUCUAAAAUUAAAAAAAGAUUUAUCAUCAAGGCUCGAAAAGGACUGCAAUCAAAAAUAAGGCAAAAGUGUAUUUAAAAAAAAAAAAAACAAAUAAAAAGAUCGCUUAUGCUAAAAAGGAACGAAACUGCCAGGAAGAAGGACAAAUCAGUCAUUGGCUCCCAAUACUAAUUAUUUCAUCGACAGUUAUUCUCCCUUUCCUUAGAGUUUAAUGAAUUCCAUUCCAACAAACUAAACAAAACAAGAAUAGAUAUUAAUUGAUUAAAAGUUGAAUUUAAAUGAUGAAAUGAAGAAAAAGUGAUUGUUUUGCUGAAAAUUGGGGUUUCAACAUAAAAAAAAAUUAUAUUUUUAUCUAAAUAAAAAUUUAAGUUUAAAUUUAUUUAAUUAUGAUGCAAUUGUGACUCUGGUCCAUAAAAUACAUUAUUUUUUUUUGUAAACUUAAUAUUAAACUUAAAUAUUUAAUUAGAUUUAUAAACAAAUUCUUUGUUACAAAAUUUAUUAUUGUUUUCAUUUUUAUUUGUAUAAACAUUUAAGUAAAAUUUAGAUGCGAUUAAUCGAAAUUAAAUUGCAAAUAAUGCGAUAAAUAUUUAAA
Molecule: messenger RNA, 1770 nt
Organism: Eupeodes corollae
Lineage: Eukaryota; Metazoa; Arthropoda; Insecta; Diptera; Syrphidae
Gene: prel
Product: protein preli-like
Exons: 4
Coding region: 369-1058 (229 amino acids)
Biological process (GO): phospholipid transport
Cellular component (GO): mitochondrial intermembrane space
Molecular function (GO): phosphatidic acid transfer activity
Source: RefSeq, a predicted model, not a curated record